AUGGGCAAGCUCCUGCUCCUUCUCCUGCUGUUUGGGGCUUUUUAUCUGGUGUUUAUCCAAGCUAAAACUACAGUGUGCAUGGUCUGCAACAAUUUUAAAAGGGGCCAUUGUUUGUCAGGCAAGAGCAACUGCACCACGAGAUACAGCCCUGGAUGCAGAACCAGGAAUUUCUUCAUGUUCUUGGAUGAAGGUGGGUGGGUCCACAACCAUACUGAACUGGACUGCUCUAAUGCGUGUUUGGCUGAAAACAUGUAUUACGGAAGAGUGAAGAUAUCUACCUUUUGCUGCAAAGGUGAAGAUUUCUGUAAUCGAUAUCAUGGCCGAGUAGUGAAAAAGAAUAUUUUCUAA
Molecule: messenger RNA, 348 nt
Organism: Psammomys obesus (fat sand rat)
Lineage: Eukaryota; Metazoa; Chordata; Mammalia; Rodentia; Muridae
Product: protein PIP-1-like
Exons: 3
Coding region: 1-348 (115 amino acids)
Source: RefSeq, a predicted model, not a curated record